Messenger RNA from Erigeron canadensis, 1200 nucleotides. RefSeq names its product protein ALP1-like. The transcript has 2 exons. NCBI's taxonomy places the organism in Eukaryota, Viridiplantae, Streptophyta, Magnoliopsida, Asterales, Asteraceae. Bases 1 to 1200 code for a protein of 399 amino acids. The record is from RefSeq and is a predicted model, not a curated record.
AUGUCUUCAAGUUCUUCCGAUGAACUUAUCAUCCCACCUCCGUUUCCCCAAUUAUCUAUCGGUAGUACGUUUGAUUUUUUUCAAAACGCGAUCAACGAAAUAGAAGAACUUGAAGACUCGGGAAGCUCUCGUGAAAGCCGAACCUAUAUCGAUCGCGAGAAAGAAGCCGCGCAUAGCAAACUCAUGCGCGCCUACUUCGGCGAAAACCCAAAGUUUGGGGAGCGUUGGUUUCGCCAUCGCUACCGUAUGAGCCAACGUUUGUUUUUGAAGAUUGUCGCCGACAUUGAAGCUACUUUCCCGUAUUUUCGAGAUGGAGUAGACGCGAGGGGAAAAAAGAGUUUCUCGCCGAUUCAAAAAUGCACGUCGGCAAUUAAACUACUUUCAACGGGUGAACCGGCGGACAACUAUGAUGAUUAUCUAUGUAUGGCCGAAAGAACAAGCCGGGAAACUCUCGAGUAUUUUUGUGACGCGGUUAUUCAUUUGUACAAGCGGGAGUAUUUGUGCAAACCGACAUCCCACGACGUCGCCUUGCUGUACAAUGAGCAUGAGGCGCGACACCAUCUGCCCGGUAUGCUCGGUAGCCUUGAUUGUACGCAUGUUAUUUAUGGAUUUGACAUUCGUUUUUUUGGUCCUCCCGGAUCAAACAACGACAUUAAUGUGUUGAAUCGGUCGCCGUUGUAUGAUACUACUAGAAAUGGAACGGCUCCGAACACGUCAUUCACUUUACGCGGCCGCUUGUACAGACGUGGGUAUUUGCUUACUGAUGGAAUAUAUCCUAAGUGGUCUACGUUUGUAAAAGCGUAUCCGCAUCCAGUUGAUCCAAAGGAAGUGAAAUUCAAGCGAGUGCAGGAGGCGGCGAGAAAAGAUGCAGAACGGGCUUUUGGGGUGCUUAAGGGAAAAUGGAAGAUUUUGAAACGUCCAAUCCAGAUUAUGGAUAAGGAGAAGAUAGGGAAAGUCGUCGACACAUGUUGUAUAUUACAUAACAUGAUCAUAAAGGACGACGGGAGGGCUAUCUCACCGGUUCAUAUAAUAGAUCCACCGGUGCCUGCAGCUUACGAUCCUAGAGUUCUACGAGAGUUACAUGACGAAAACGUCCAUCAUCGUCUUCGGUAUGAUUUAACGGAGCAUGUAUCGACGGUGGAUUUGGCAUACCUCGAUGACCCAGCAGCUCAACAACCACCGAUCGAGGAUUUGAUUUAG